GGUGUUUUAUUACGUGCUUUAAAUAUUAUAGUAUUUUGUUUACGUUUAAUUAUUUGACAAACAUAAGCAUCAUAUUGUAUUGUUUUGUUUUAGUAUUUAUCAAAUUUCAAUAAUUUGAUUGUGCUGCGGCAGCCGUGUUUGAACCGUAAAACGUGCCAGGAAUACUGUUUAUUCGACGUGUUCGCGUUGGACACACUGGUCAGACAGGCUGAUUCGUUGAAUACACUUCAUCGCUGGUUCACUUUCUUGGUUUUCAAUCCAUCAUUCAACCGCACGACUGAACGUUUCUCGAGAUGGCCAUCGGUGAUUAUCCCGCUGAAUACAAACCUAAAGUGCACGGGCUCUACGAUCCGGCCCGUUUCUACGGAACGCCGGAUACGCCAUUCUCGCAAGUGAAACUUGGCGAGAUGACUCAGUGGAUUGGACGUCUUAAUAAGUCGCCAUCAGCACUUGCUGAAUUAUUUUCUCGUGCUUACUGGUGAUGGUAUCACAAAUAUGUCCAACCAAAACGUACUACGGUUGUUCCACUAAUCCACAUUAUUACUGGAUCGAUGUUGUUUUUCUACACUAUUAACUAAGGCAAAAUAAUCCGUGGACGUAAUUACCAACAUCACUAAUGGUCGACUAACAAUCGGACUACUGUGUUUAUAUAAUAAAUUAAAAUAAUGUCACAGCCGCAUGUGUUAUAAAUAUAUUAAAAAUAUUUGUAUACGCACAAAAACCAAUAAUAUACUUUUUCAAAAAAAACUACUAAAAUAUGCAAAAAAAACCACAAAUAUAAACUCACUACGUGAUAGAACUCAUUAUUAGUUCACCUAGCUAUAAAUAGUAUAUAUAGAAGAAAUAGAAAACAGUAUGUAAUUUCUAUAACUUGUGGUCCUUAGUCUUAACCAAAGCUCGAAUCUAGUUAUAUUAUAUAAUUAUUAUUUUAUUUUGUCAUCUAAUCAUGUGAUACUCAGAUAGUCAUAUUCGCUUUAGAAUACACUAAUAGUAAUACAAUUAUUAUUAAGAAAAUUAUAUUAUUAAAUAUUUAUUUACCAAAAAAAAAUGAACGUACGGGAUUUUCUGAUGUGACAGAGAACGAACAGGGUUCAAUCAAAUUUUUCUUGGUAAAAAAAUAGACUUUUCAAACUUUUCUGUAAUAUUUUACGCAGUAUAUCUAUCCAUCCUAAAACUACCAUCUUGUAACUAAUACAAUUAUUCUAACAAGUAUAUGAAUCUGUUCAAAUAACCGGAAUAAAUGUGAACUAUGUGUGCUCAAUAAAAUUUUUGAUUUUUGGUACAAUCGUCCGUUUUCUGGAUAUUAUAUACUUUAUUAUUUCAUCAUCAUCAUCAUCACUUAGACCAAAAAUAAUCGAUGAUUGUCGAAAUUAUAUGUUUUUCCAAUUUUUCAUUGUUCUUUAUCAGUUUUGAAUUAACCCGAAAACAAUUACCAUUGAAAAAUGAUUACAGCAUUAUGUAUUAUGAUGUAUAUAAAUUAAUUUUCUUGCUUCUUAUGAUUUUAAUAUUUUACUAUUUUUUUAAUUUAUAUUCUUUUUCUAUUUACUAUUUAUCAAAUAUCAAUACGUCGAAUUAGUAUUUUCAUGAUACCUAACAAUAAAGCCAACAACAGGAGUUCGUGCAACUAUCACUGCGCUCGGUGAAAAAAAACAAGUAUAGCGCAGGAACGUGGAACACGAAAAUGAGAAUUUUAGUAUUCAUUGUAUAUUGUUGGCGAAACAUAAAAAUGUAUGCUAGUUAUAGUAAUCCCAUAGAUAUUACAAACACAUCGACUUCAA
This is a messenger RNA of Sipha flava (yellow sugarcane aphid), 1778 nucleotides long. Its product is annotated as putative ATP synthase subunit f, mitochondrial. NCBI's taxonomy places the organism in Eukaryota, Metazoa, Arthropoda, Insecta, Hemiptera, Aphididae. The transcript is spliced from 3 exons. The record is from RefSeq and is a predicted model, not a curated record. The coding region runs from base 294 to 482 and encodes 62 amino acids.